Acipenser ruthenus (sterlet) is the source of this 5212-nucleotide messenger RNA. RefSeq names its product NPC intracellular cholesterol transporter 1-like. Gene Ontology annotation, cellular component: membrane. NCBI's taxonomy places the organism in Eukaryota, Metazoa, Chordata, Actinopteri, Acipenseriformes, Acipenseridae. The record is from RefSeq and is a predicted model, not a curated record. The transcript is spliced from 25 exons. Gene Ontology annotation, molecular function: lipid carrier activity. The coding region runs from base 313 to 4182 and encodes 1289 amino acids.
AGUGAGUGUCAGUGACGAAAGCACUAAAGACGCGCAUUGAGUACCCUUGUCAAACAAACCACGUGUGAUAUUGUGAUGUUUGCUAGUUCAACUCCCCUGUGUGACGGGAAGUCUGAUGCAGGAGGAGGAGUGAACCACGGCGUUUGAUCGGGCGAUUGAGGAAAGGGAGGAGAAACAGGAGGGGGCUACACAGGCACGCAGGAAACCGAUCGUAGAGUAGGCGCCGGUUACACGCGAAGAGACUAGUCCUCUUUACAACAAUAGGUUUAACAUUAUUCACUUAAAACAACAAUUUAAAUUGACCAGAGUAAAAUGGGGAGAGGUCCGUGGAGGAAUCAUGUGAAAUGGAUUUGCCUUUUAAUAAUUUCUAUGCAAGCAUCCUACCAUUGGGUCCAGGCUCAGCAUUGCGUGUGGUAUGGAGAGUGCCAGACAGUCCCAAAUACAGAGGAGAAGAAGUUUAACUGCAACUACACAGGGCCACCUCAGCCCUUGGUCCAGGAGGGUUAUGAACUGGUGCAGGAACUGUGCCCAGAUUUUUUGAAUGGCACUGGCAAUGUUAGUCUCUGUUGUGAUGUUCAACAACUUAAGACCCUCAAAGGAAAUCUUCAGCUUCCUCUCCAGUUUCUCUCCAGGUGUCCAUCUUGCUUCUAUAACUUAAUGAACCUGUUCUGUGAGUUAACAUGCAGUCCUCGUCAGAGUGAUUUUGUUAAUGCCACAGAUUUUGAGCCCUACGUGGAUCCUGUCACAAAAGAAAACAAAACCAGUGUCACUGCAGUACAGUAUUACAUUGGAAGCACAUUUACAAAUGCUAUGUAUAAUGCCUGCAAAGACGUUGAGGCUCCUUCUAGUAAUGACAAAGCAUUGGGGCUGUUGUGUGGGAAAGAUGCCAAAGACUGCAAUGCCACUAACUGGAUCCAGUACCUGUUCAGCGUAACAAAUUCACAGACGCCAUUUCCAAUCAAUCCCAUCUUUUCAGAUCUCCCAGUUGAAGGAAUGAGUCCUAUGAACGAUGCUACAAAAGGCUGUAAUGAAUCCGCGGACGGCAGUUCUGGGCCCUGCAGCUGCCAAGACUGUUCUCUUGUUUGUGGACCCAAGCCUCAACCGCCUCCUCCCCCAACACCAUGGACAAUAUUUGGCUUGGAUGCCAUGGUGGUGAUCAUGUGGAUCUCCUACAUGGUGUUUCUCCUGAUUUUCAUCGGCGCAGUCCUGGGAGCUUGGUGUUACAGAAAAAGAUUAAUCAUGUCGGAGUACGGACCUAUUCUCGACAACAAUUCUCUUAAUUCAGUCAACAGAGACCGUGAACAUCAAGGUCAGACCUCGUGCUGUGAAACCAUCGGUGAGAGAUUUGAGAACUUCUUACGGCUCAUCUUUACCAACUGGGGGUCCUUCUGCGUCCGGCACCCAUUGCCUGUCGUACUGUGCACGCUGAUCUUCAUUGCCAUCUGUUCUUCUGGCCUGGUUUAUAUGAAGAUAACCACCAACCCCGUGGAUAUCUGGUCAUCUCCCAACAGCCAAGCACGCAAAGAAAAAGACUACUUUGACUCGCACUUUGGGCCCUUCUUCCGCACAGAGCAGCUCAUUAUUACUGCCCCACAAAGCAAAGUUACAAUAUACUCGCCCUACUUUGGAGGAUCAGAUGUACCAUUUGGCCCUCCAUUGGACAUAAGUAUCCUGCACCAGGUGCUGGACCUUCAGGAUGACAUUGAGAAGAUAGAAGCCACAUAUGAGAAUGAGACUGUUAUGUUGAGUGAUAUCUGCCUGGCACCUCUUGCCCCCUAUAACAAUAACUGCACUAUUAUGAGUGUCCUGAACUACUUCCAGAACAGCCACUCUGUUUUGGAUCACAGUGUUGGGGAUGGCUUUUGGGUCUUUGCCGAUUACCAUACCCACUUCCUCUACUGUGUCAAGGCUCCUGCUUCUCUAAAUGAUACUAGUAUGCUCCAUGACCCUUGCUUGGGUACCUAUGGUGGGCCAAUCUUCCCUUGGGUGGUUCUGGGAGGCUAUGACAGUGACAAUUACAACAAUGCUACAGCUCUGGUGAUCACCUUCCCUGUGAACAACUACCACAAUAACACAGAGAAACUGAACAAAGCCCUGGCCUGGGAGAAAGAGUUUGUCAAAUUUGUGAAGAAUUACAGUAAUCCCAACCUGACCAUUUCUUUCAAUUCUGAGAGGAGUAUUGAAGAUGAAAUAAACCGUGAAAGCAGCAGUGAUGUCAGCACCAUUGUCAUCAGCUACGCCAUUAUGUUUGCCUACAUAUCCAUUGCCCUGGGACACAUCAAGAGCUGUCACAGACUGCUGGUGGACUCUAAAAUCUCCCUGGGGAUUGCUGGUAUCCUCAUUGUGCUCAGUUCUGUUGCCUGUUCCCUCGGUAUCUUCAGUUACGCAGGAAUUCCCCUCACACUCAUUGUCAUUGAAGUUAUCCCGUUCUUGGUGCUGGCUGUUGGUGUAGACAAUAUAUUCAUUAUUGUCCAGACCUAUCAGCGAGAUGAGCGGUUGUCUCAGGAGGAGCUUCACCAGCAGAUUGGUAGAAUUCUUGGCGAUGUGGCGCCCAGUAUGUUGUUGUCCUCAUUCUCUGAGACUGUUGCCUUCUUCCUGGGUGCGUUAUCCACCAUGCCUGCCGUGCGCACCUUUUCCCUGUUUGCGGGGCUGGCAGUGUUUAUUGACUUCCUGCUUCAAAUCACAUGCUUUGUGAGCCUGCUGGGUCUGGACAUCAAGCGACAGGAGAGCAAUCGCUUGGAUAUUCUGUGCUGCCUGAAACAGGAGGAGGGCACUGAAGAAAAAUCUGAUGGAUUUCUUUUCUGGUUUUUUAAAACCCUCUAUGCCCCAUUCAUACUGAAAGAGUGGGUGCGGCCUAUUGUGGUAGCAUUGUUUGUUGGAAUUUUGUCCUUUAGUAUUGCUGUGGUCAACAAAGUGGAGAUUGGCUUGGACCAGAAACUCUCAAUGCCUGAUGAUUCAUAUGUGCUGGAUUAUUUUGAGUCCUUAAGCACAUACCUCCACUCUGGCCCGCCAGUGUACUUUGUAGUAGAGGAAGGCCACAACUACACUUCACUGGAGGGACAGAAUAUGGUGUGUGGGGGAGUUGGCUGCAACAAUAACUCUCUGGUACAGCAGGUCUUCACGGCUGCAGAGAUCGACAACUACACAAGAAUUGGCUUUUCCCCCUCCUCCUGGAUUGAUGAUUACUUCGACUGGGUUAAACCCCAGUCAACCUGCUGCAGAUAUUACAACACUACAGUACAGUUUUGCAAUGCUUCAGUGGUAAACUCGUCCUGUGUCCGUUGCCGCCCUUUGACUGAUGAGGGGAAGAAGAGACCGCAAGGAGAAGACUUCAUGGAGUUUUUGCCGAUGUUCCUGUCUGAUAAUCCCAACCCCAAAUGUGGAAAAGGGGGCCAUGCAGCAUAUAGUUCUGCAAUUGACCUGAUAAACAAUAAAACAGAUGUAGGAGCCAGCUACUUCAUGACCUACCACACUGUACUGAAAACCUCCCCAGACUUCAUAGACGCAAUGAAGAAGGCACGCAGUUUAGCAGAUAACAUAACUGAAUCUAUGGGGCUCACAGGCAAAGACUAUCGGGUCUUUCCUUACAGCGUGUUUUAUGUGUUCUAUGAUCAGUACCUGACCAUUGUGAAUGACACCAUCUUCAACCUGGGCGUGUCGCUGGCUGCUAUCUUCAUAGUGACCGCGGUCCUGCUGGGUUUUGAGGUCUGGUCAGCUGUCAUAGUAGCCCUGACUAUCGCCAUGAUCAUUGUCAACAUGUUUGGAGUGAUGUGGCUCUGGAGCAUCAGCCUGAAUGCCGUCUCGCUCGUCAACCUAGUCAUGAGCUGUGGAAUCUCGGUGGAGUUCUGCAGUCACAUAGUUCGAGCCUUUUCUGUCAGUACAAAGACAACCCGAGUGGAGCGUGCCGAGGAAGCACUGGCUUACAUGGGCUGCUCAGUAUUCAGUGGUAUUACUUUGACCAAGUUUGGUGGCAUCAUUAUCCUGGCUCUUUCUAAGUCACAGAUAUUCCAGAUCUUCUACUUCAGAAUGUACCUGGCCAUUGUACUACUGGGAGCUACCCAUGGCUUGAUAUUUCUUCCUGUGCUUCUCAGUUAUAUAGGUCCACCAGUAAAUAAAGCAAAGGUCCUGGCUGCAAACAACCAUUACAGAGGCACAGAAAGAGAGAGGCUCUUGAACUUUUAACCGUGGCGGUAACAGUCAUUUUUUUAAGAUGCUACAUUUUACUUUUAACUGAACUGUGGAGCAGCUUUGAGAUCCAUGAACCACUGACUCUGAUGCAGAGUGUCUAUGAUUACCUUCACACUAAUACACCAUUAAAAAGAGACGCCAGGAUACUCAUCGCUUUGCAGUUAAGAAGCAUAGGUAUUGCAAGAGGUCAAUUACCUAACAGGUUUGGCGACUCAUUUUGUACUGAUUCUGGAGUCUUGUCAAGUUCUUGUUUCAAUUUAACUUUUUAUUUUGCUCACUCACGGCCAUUUGGGGUUUUUAUACAGCCAUUGAUCAGGGGGGGGGGGGUUAUAAGCUAAAGUUCCAAGUGUGGGCAUCUGAGAGAUCUGCAUCAAAUGCACUAAUGUCUUCAAAAAUGCAAAACCAAUGCAAUUUCUUUUCAUUAAUAUUUCUGGGGGGAAAUACCAAAAUGCCAACAAGUUCCAGCUGGAGAGACCAGUGCACUAGUAUCUUUUACUACUUGCCAGAACACAUAAAAAGAGUGUAUAUAUACAUAUAAUUUUAUUAAGCAGGAAAGCAUUUUUAUAUAUAAUGAAAUCAGAUACUGAUAAAGCUCAUUAGCUUUUGAUCAGAUACAAUAAAUUAAGUGUACAGCCUAACUUUAAACACAGAGAGCUCCAAGACAUGUUAGUUCAUGAUGCUGUGAGCUUCAUUAGUGCUUCCCCUCCGAAAAUGUGCUUGAAGUAAGCAACAUGUUCCUCGCAGUGCUCGCCUAUAGGAAAUAAAGUUACAGUUACUUCUGUUCUCUGUACUGAUGGGCAGCAUCUACUUGAUCACCCUAGCCUAGACUAGAAGAUGCCUGUAGGGGGCGAUGAUAUGUAUUUUUUUAUUGUAUGAGCUGCUUUAGGCAAAACCGAUGAAUGACUUUGCUGCCCAGUCAAGGUGGGAUCAUAGUAAAGCAUGAAUUUCAACUAAUUUGAACGAAAACAGUUUUGAAAAUCAUUGUAAAAUUGUAUAAUGCUCUAAACUUUUUUUUUUUUUUUUU